AUGAAUCCAAACGAACGGUUAAAGAACAUUAUAAGAAAUGAGUUCAGUGUUUCGAACACACAAAAGCUGGAGGAAUAUGAGGAAGAGCUUUAUGAUGUUAUUGACAGCCUGAUUCAAGAGUUCUCAAGGAAUGAAAGCUUCAGUUCUUAUUUGGACGAUCUGAUUUUUGAGCAAAGUAAGUUGUUUUGGGUAAUACUGUUAUCUGUGUUUAGAAUUGAAAGCUGCAAAUGCUUUUCUUGCUGGAAGCUCUACGUUGCCAUGUUCAUCUUCACAAUCAUCUGUUUCUGUAGCUUCAACCUCAGCGGCUUCAUCUGUUUUCAAUGUUAAGGAUGAUGGAUUGAACGAGGUUAGAAAGAAAGCUGAGGAUCUUUUCAAAACCGAACAGUCUGUACCUUCUGAAACAGAUUCUGCUUAUUAUGGUUUUACUGGUGAAACGGAGGGAUUGCAAACGGGUGAGGACGUUAGUGAGACGCAGAAGAAAGCUGAAGACCUGUUUAAAGUUGGAGGAACUUCUUGUGAUGUUGUUAGUUCUUCAGUAGAUGAUGUGAAGGAUGAUGGAAAGAUGUCACAUGAAGCAAAGAGUCAGAAAAAAGAUAAAAAUGUUUCUAAAUCUACACUGUCCGCUUCUGACAAUUGUGAGGCCUCUACAUGUUCAAAAAGCGUUAUGAUUGAAGAAAAGAAGAAACCUGAAAGCAAAGCUCAGAAGAAGGCUGAAGAAAUAGUGAAAAAGACUUCGCCAUUCUUAAUUUCUUUUCACUAUGUUUCUAAUGUAAAUGCAGUUUCAAGCAAAAAGCUAGCCAAUAAUGUGACAAAGGGUUGGGUGAUUGUCACAGUGACUCCAAAUGUUGUUGUUAAAGUCAAGGAUUGCGAUGUUUUGACUGUAAGUUUGUUUUCACUUUUUCAUUUAAAGUUUUUUUAUGUAAAUAAAGUUUUUUUCAAUUAUUAUUUGAAAUUUUACAGGAAGGCUAAUAAAUAUGCAGAAUUUUCCCACUAUUAUUAUUUUAUGUAUUUUUAGGUACCAGUUGGAACAGUCGGGAAUUUAUUCAACAUAUUAAAAAACUCGAAACUGGAAAAGAAAACAAAGAACAUUGUUCUGUUUUUGAAUAAUAAUGUUGUCAGCAACAAACUGAAUGGAGGCGUCCGUAGUGUCAUUAACAAGAUUCAGGAGUACCACAAGCAUAUAAGCAGUAGUGCCAAUUUAUAUGUUACAGAAACGGUAAUUCCGAAAUCAGCUCCAAAAGAUGAUCCUUUGUUCUGGUUCAAUUCAUUGGCCGUCUCAGAGUUUACUAAUGGCCUGAAGUCUAUGAAAAUUAUGAAAUUUAUGGAUUCCGAUGAAAAUGUUGAAUAUAGUGAGGAGAAGAUCGCUAGGGCGUUUGUGCUUUCGUUAAUUGAAGUUAGAGGACAGUGGUUAAAGAAGGUAAGGGGUGGUCAAAGCUUUAUUUUUUGGUUCUUAAAAAUGGGUCUAAAAAUGAAAUUUUUUUACUAAUGCUAUACUGGUAAAGUUAUCAAUUCUAAUUACUUUUUACUUACAGAAUGCAAAAAAUCAAAGCAAGGAAGUGAAGGACAAAGAAUUAAAACCAAAAAUGAAGAACGAUAUCACAUCAAAAGUAAAACAAGUAGGAAAUGAACAGAAAGCAUCCAAAGUAAAGCCGGUAUUGAAAGGGAAAGUAGCCAACGUGGAUACCAAGUUGACAAGACGUCAAAAAGCAGGGAUGUGGCAAAAGAUGGCAGAGAAAAACGGAAACACAAUUUUUAUAUGGGCACAGUUACCCAAACCGACCGAAAUUUGGCCAGAAGAAAGCAAAAACUUUGAAUUCAUUCUUAUUGUGGCUGGACAUCAAGCACCGCCGAAGCUAAACGGGGUCUACACUUUAAUGGUACUUUUAUUAAAAUUUCUUUUUUAAAUUAUUAGUUUUAGUUUAACUGUCAUUAUGCGGUUUUUAUACUAAAAAUUGUUAUCGGAGUCAUUUAUAUAUCAGUCUUUCCGGAAAAGUAUGUUACAAAACUGCACAGUGCAGUUUGAAGGAAUCGCUGUCGCGCCGAGAAUUGGGCGACAAGCGACAAGGUCUGCGACAGUCGCUUGCACCCGGCGACAUCCCAAUGGAAAUCGCAAUGUCGCAAGUGCAAAGCUUUGCGACAAACUGUCGUGUCGCGCUUCGAAUGGCGAUGCGACAGUGUGUCGCGGUUGUCGCAACACUCAAGCCACAACUGUGUUCAAUGGAAAAAUUGCGACACGUUUUUUUGACUGUUGCAAGUCAUUGAAUCCUGCGACAACCGACCGGUGCGGCACUGAAGGGAUUGCACUGUGCAAUCUUUCCUCACAUCGUUGGCUGUAUCGGGUGAUCGCGCGGGAAAUCUGCACUGUGCAGCGGAAUAAAAAGGGCGCGAUUUUCUCGGGGACUGCACCGUGCAGCUGUAACAUUCUGUAGUGGAAAGACUGAUAGUAAACAUCUAAUUUCAGUUCCCUUACCUGCCUCUACCCGACUUUUUGUUUUAUGUGACAUUAAUGAUCAGUCAGAGAAAACGAAAGUCCCACUACAUUAUAGCACCAAACCCACAAUGGUACUUUGGCGACAAGAUGGCUGACAAUAACUGGAUAAGCACUUUAAUAUUGAGGUUAUCUCAACUGUACAACAAUCUUCACAUCCCUCCGUUCCGUUAUCUUCAUCUUCUUGGAUAUCCAACUGAUCCGCAAGACAUGAAGUUCUCAGGAAGAUUAGGCAACUUCAACGUCAUUUGCCAGAACAUGUUGGAGAAGUUUGAAUUUACCGAUACGACAGUAUUCCUGCCACCAAACCUGAAACCAGAAAGCGUGGAAAGACCGGACCUAAACGAAUCUGUUUUGUUGUUAAAUGAACUGGGGACAGACGUCUUGGUGAAGGCAGUACAAUAUGUGAAGGAUAAUGUGAGGAAAGAUGUAAUGAUUUUGUGUCCAGACGAUGAGCUUGAAGAAGAAGUUGUAAAUAUAGUGUCUAUCAAAUACAAGAAGAAACGGAAACAGGAACAGGAGUCAGCGGAAGUUGUGCUCAAGGACGUACCAGUUGUCUACCAAUUGGAGAAAACAGUGCAAAACGUGGAGCCAAAAAGCGAUGAAGAGGUAAUUAAUAUUACGUUAUAAAUAUUAAUUUAAUAUCAAGUUAUAGCUAAAUACAAGAGAUGAAUUUUGCAUUUUUUACCAAAGUGAUCAAAUUUUUUUUAGUUUCAUAGUCAAUGUGAGCUACCAACAUCGCAACCACAAUCGCCAGUCAUCAGGAAAUCAACACCAGCUAUUAACCUGAAACGAAGAUUCUUGCUAUCAAAACCUUCUGUUCAAGGAACCGUGAAAGAUAAUACAACGAUCAAACCGGAGAUGGCAAAGCCAGAACCUGUUAAAGCAGAGACUUCAAUUACUGAAAAGGUGGUUCUCAAAACAGAAGCUGAAGAAACUCUUGAAGAUUACGAGAUCGAAGGUCGGGUUCUAGCAGACGGGAAUAUAAAUUUGCCGAAUGUUGACAUUGAAGAAGAAAAAGUGAAACUGAUGUUUAAUCAAGUUUUACAUGUGCAUCCAUUGCUUUUGGCAGCAAGAUUCAAACUGGAGUACGUGAAAAACAACGGAGAAAUCUUCAAAGUGUACCAAGGUCACUACAACAUGUUCCGCUCAGUUAGUGACUACUUCAAUGUCCCGACCGAAGCCCUAAAGGACGAUCAAAAGCUAGGCGAGUCUGUGAUUGAAGCUCUUCGUAGAUUUUCGGACUUCGGCUUAAAAGAACUUGGGAACAGGUUCAAAAACGAAAUUCGGACCUAUGAACAUCUGAUGACUCUUUGGGAAGCACCUGAUGCCUUUGCCGGUGUAAUUCUCAAUGUCGAGUUUAUACGACUUUUUGGUCAUGGAAUUUCAAUGUCAGUCCCGCAACGAGAAGAAAAAGAAAGGAGGAUAAGAGAACGGGAUGAACAGAAACUGAGAGAAACACUUCGAAAAAUGAGACCUGGACCACUUCCAACCAAAAGCUUUGAAAAUAAUAAAGGAAAAAGCUCGGAGGAAAAAGCAACAAUCAAAGGUUGCGACACAGAAUGCAUGAAGACAAAGGUUGAAGACACGCAAAAAGGUAAACUUGAAGAACACAAAGAAGAAAAGAGACCAAAGCUGGAAGAACACGUUUCAAACACAAAACUGCCAGAAAGAACGAUAAAGAAGCCUGAAGUACAGGAAAAUAACCACAUCCAAAGGUUUGAUACCCACGCCGCGGUGAUUCGGAUGUGUUCGGUAGUAACAGACAUUGAGAUGGGAAUUUCCUUCAAAAUUUAUUGUAAUCGUUCGCCUAUUAAAGGUGUUGUCCUCAAACUCUUACGGGUGUUUAACCCAAUACGAGCGGAUCAACUAGUACUAACCAAGGACGAUUCUACAUUGGGAAACGCCUUGAAGCUGGCUGUAUGUUCGAUGGCGAAGGAAAGGAUCGAACAUAUUGGUAGAGCUUUCAAAUUGGAGUUUCAUGCCGUUGAAAUACCAAAUAUGACGUCUACUCACUACGCAAAAAUCAAUAGCUUGACGGAUAAAGAAGCUGGAGAACACUUUUUCAAUUUUAUACUGCCAGAUCUAAAGUUUCCAGAGCGCUAUGAAACCAUUAAUACCUCAGUAAGUAAUUGUUCUGUAUAUCAAAAUGUUUUAACUUGUUGAUAAUCUCAUGAGGUAUAUAACAUUAUCAUCUUUUUUCAGCCACUUCAAACAGCUAAACCUUCCACUAGUCAACCUCAAAGGACGAGUAAAACUGCUGAUCAGGCAGACUCAAAACAAUGUAUGGUAAUGUAA
This is a messenger RNA of Bursaphelenchus okinawaensis, 4786 nucleotides long. Lineage: Eukaryota; Metazoa; Nematoda; Chromadorea; Rhabditida; Aphelenchoididae. The record is from the annotation of a GenBank genome assembly.